AUGGAUCCUGCAGAGCUCAAACGGGUGUUCCAAAUGUUUGACCAAAACUCAGACGGCCGGAUCACAAUAAACGAACUCAACAGCUCUCUAGAGAAGUUGGGUAUUUUCAUCCCCGACGACGACCUAACUCAAAUGAUCGAGAAAAUCGACGUAAAUGGAGACGGCUGCGUUGACAUCGACGAGUUUGGUGCAUUGUAUCAGACACUCAUGGGCGAGCGGGAUGAGGAGCAAGACAUGAGGGAGGCAUUCAAUGUCUUUGAUCAGAACGGAGAUGGAUUCAUCACAGUCGAGGAAUUGAAGUCGGUAUUAGCCUCCCUGGGGCUCAAGCAAGGGAGAACCAUAGAAGAUUGCAAGAAUAUGAUAAGGAAUAUUGAUGUGGAUGGAGAUGGCAUGGUUAAUUACAGGGAGUUCAAACAGAUGAUGAGGGGUGGAGGGUUUGCUACUUUCAGUUGA
This is a messenger RNA of Nelumbo nucifera (sacred lotus), 453 nucleotides long. The record is from RefSeq and is a predicted model, not a curated record. Lineage: Eukaryota; Viridiplantae; Streptophyta; Magnoliopsida; Proteales; Nelumbonaceae.